AUGGUGAACACUGGCUCUGUUACCGCAAUUGGAGAGAAAGAUGGACCGAUUCUCCUCGCAGGUGCUUCUCAGAGGCAGCGAGGUGAGUCUUCGCGGUGGAACCGUUUUGAGGGUGGCUCGAGCCCGCUUCAGAUGGUCGUCUGUCAAGUCGAACGUAGGACCUACCUUGGACGCCUUGACACUCGGCCGGAUCGAUGUCUAAAUAAUCGUAUGAUAGCAUGGUGCCAUGUUCACAGGUCUACGGAGUUGGUGUCCUCGAAGUCGUCCAAGAGGACCAUCAAAAUUCAAUACUAUCACUAUAGAGGUCACUGA
Hydatigera taeniaeformis is the source of this 312-nucleotide messenger RNA. Lineage: Eukaryota; Metazoa; Platyhelminthes; Cestoda; Cyclophyllidea; Taeniidae. The record is from the annotation of a GenBank genome assembly.